AACAUUAUUUCAAUAAUAUUUCUGAGACAAGUGACCUUAAGUAGAUGUCUGCAACUGCUUGAAACGGUCAUCAAGUUCGUCAAAUUUUUACACGUUAAUACCACGUUCGAUGUAUAGGCAGCGCUAGUGUCACGUGACACCUGCUGCAGUCGCGUCUGAAGCGUAUCGCGCGUCGGUCACGUAGGCUGGUUUUCUAUCAAUUGCCUGAUAAGAUUGUAAUUAUUGUCAGUGUUGAUUAUUGUAAUUUCGCGUAUUACCUGUUAAUUGGUGCAACGAUCAUUGUGGAACUCGCUGGUGCGAGGAAUAUUGGUAGGUCGGUCAUUAAAGGGCUGAUUUGAUGAGCUAUUAAGGAUGGCUGACGCUCCGUCAGUCACAGAAAACACAAAGGAAGCGGAGAAACAAGAUGAUCCUAUGAAAAACUAUGAAUUUGAUGGGCAAACGUAUAUAUAUACUGAUAAGGCAACGAACAUUACGUACAGAUUUGAUCAAGAGAAUAAUAAAUGGAUAACAAAGGAAGAUGAUAAUCAGAGCCCCAAAAAUAAGGACAGCUCUGACGGAACAGAAAAGAAAGAUUCUGGGUCUGAAGCUGGUGCUUUUGGUUUUGAAAAUGAUACCCAUACGUAUACUGAUCCAAAUGAUGGCAGCGUAUACUUCUGGGACAAAGAAAAGAAUGCCUGGUUUCCAAAAGUUGAUGAGGAUUUUAUGGCCAAGUAUCAAAUGAGUUAUGGUUUUACGGAUAACAGCAUACCACAGUCAAAAUCGCCAGAAUCGAAAGAACCUCUACCUACUCAGAAAAGCAAAGAGGAAAAAGAGCAGAAGAGAGCAGAGGCUAAACGGAAAGCUCAGGAACCACCAACCUGGUUUGAGGUUGAUGAGGCACAUAAUACCGCUAUUUAUGUAUCCGGAUUACCUUUGGAUAUUACUAUAGAGGAGCUCACACAACUUUUUAACAAGUGUGGUCUCAUAGCGAGAGAUGAAAGGGGAAAGGAUAAGAUUAAGCUAUACAAAGAUGGCAAUGGGGAACCAAAGGGGGAUGCUCUCUGCACCUACAUCAAGGUUGAGUCUGUGGAUCUGGCGCUGAAAAUUUUAGACGGCUCGCAAAUCCGGGGAAAAACGUUGUCGGUUCAGAGAGCAAAGUUUCAGAUGAAGGGCGCAUAUGACCCCGCGUUGAAACCGAAGCGGAAAAAAAAGGACAAGGACCGACAGAAAAAAAUGCAAGAAAAAUUGUUCGAUUGGCGACCGGAGCGCAUGCGGGGCGAACCGCUGAAAUGCGAAAGGGUCGUCGUCAUAAAGAAUCUUUUUACACCGGAGGAUUUCGACAAAGAGGUCCAGCUGCUCUUGGAAUACCAGCAGGAUAUCAGAUCCGAGUGCCUGAAAUGCGGUGAUGUCAGAAAAGUUGUUAUCUAUGACAGACAUCCCGAAGGAGUAGCGCAAGUUACAUUCCGAGAACCGGCUGAGGCGCAAGCUUGCGUGCAGCUUCUAAACGGCCGUUGGUUCAGUCAGAGGAAGAUCUCGGCAGAGAUCUGGGACGGCAAGACCAAGUACAAAAUUACAGAGACUGAUGCGGAAAUUGAAGCGCGUUUAGAGAAAUGGGACAAAUAUUUGGAGCAGGAAGAUGAAGAAAAGGAAAAAAAGGAGCAAGGGACAAAGAGCAGUAACGAGGAACAAAAGACAUCACAAUGAGAAUGCAUCUUACGAUUGGUAGAAUUGUAAUUAUAUUUUGAGGAUUCUAUUUUCUUUUUUCCAAAAAUCCUCACCAUCGUAUUGCAUUUGAAUGUUAAGCUUUUCUUUUGGACGUUUUAAUGAGAGCACGGAUGAUUAAUCGAUCCUGUCACGCCGUGGUUGAGAUUAUAAGUGACUCGCAAUCUUCAUGGUUGAAUCAGCGCUACUGUUGUACUAGUGAUAUAUUGUUAGUCGUUGCAACAAUAAAGCUGUCUCUCCAA
Molecule: messenger RNA, 1943 nt
Organism: Pogonomyrmex barbatus (red harvester ant)
Lineage: Eukaryota; Metazoa; Arthropoda; Insecta; Hymenoptera; Formicidae
Gene: barc
Product: RRM1_TatSF1_like and RRM2_TatSF1_like domain-containing protein barc
Biological process (GO): mRNA splicing, via spliceosome
Cellular component (GO): U2-type spliceosomal complex; U2 snRNP
Molecular function (GO): RNA binding
Source: RefSeq, a predicted model, not a curated record